AUGGGUUCCGGUAUCCAGGUUUCCGGAGACAUGGGAUCCGAUAUCCUGGUUUCCGGUGACCUGGAUUCCCGGUUUAAAACUCCCAGUGCCCCCAAAAGACCGAGACUUUGUCGUCCAAGGACUCUCCUCAGAAAACGAACUAAUCAGAAUGCCGAUGAAUCUAUUCUCCCAAAGUGGGAGGUCUCCCCAAUAAGUAACGAGUCGGGCCCCAUUCUGAUCGGUUCCGAUUCGGAGUCGGAAUUGGCGUGUAUUCCGCUGGAAUUCAGUGAGGAAGACCAGAAAGAAAACCACGUCCAGGAAGAAGACCAGGAGGAGAUCAUCAUUCCUCCAUCCCAGAUGUAAAACCAAUAGAGAAGAAAGAACAAAAUAACCACAAGAUGUCCAACAAGAUAUUUUUUUUUUUUCAUGAAAUUAAAAAAUAGAGAGUAUCCAAUACUAUUUUUUUUCUUUUAUGCAGAAUUACUGAAACUUCUUCAUUGUGUCAUUAAUUAAUGGAAUGAUCUGUAAUAGUCUUUUCCAUUGUGUCGUAGUCAGGUACAAUCCUUUUA
This is a messenger RNA of Saccostrea echinata, 548 nucleotides long. RefSeq lists its product as uncharacterized. Lineage: Eukaryota; Metazoa; Mollusca; Bivalvia; Ostreida; Ostreidae. The record is from RefSeq and is a predicted model, not a curated record. Bases 1 to 342 code for a protein of 113 amino acids. The transcript is spliced from 8 exons.